Molecule: messenger RNA, 1510 nt
Organism: Camelina sativa (false flax)
Lineage: Eukaryota; Viridiplantae; Streptophyta; Magnoliopsida; Brassicales; Brassicaceae
Source: RefSeq, a predicted model, not a curated record
GUCACAUACACACACACUUCUACAUACCCAAAACACACACAUACAUAAAACUCUUAUAUAUAUAUAUAUAAGCUUCUUAUUUACCCAUUUGCUUAAACAAUUCAACAUCUCUUAUUCAUCAAAAAAAAUUCUCCCACUCUCUAAAAAUUCACAUCUACUCUGUUUUCUUCUUUUUGCUCUGUUCCUAGUUCCUAAUAUGGAGAUGAAUUGGACAAGGGGACCAAUCAUAGGUCGAGGCUCAACCGCAACCGUCUCUAUAGCAAUCUCAAACUCCGGUGAGAUCUUUGCUGUCAAAUCCGCAGAGUUGUCUUCCUCAACGUUCUUGCAGAAAGAGGAAUCGAUCUUGUCCACAUUGAGCUCUCCUCACAUAGUCAAGUACAUAGGCUCUGGUUUGACGCGUGAGAACGAUCGAUUGGUUUACAAUAUCCUGAUGGAAUACGUUUCUGGCGGGAGUCUUCACGAUCUAAUCAAAAAAUCCGGCGGGAAGUUGCCGGAGCCGGCGAUAAGAUCAUACACACGACAAAUUCUCAACGGUCUGAUGUAUAUUCACGAGAGAGGGAUUGUUCACUGCGACUUGAAGAGCCAGAACUUGCUGGUCGAGGAGAACGGCGUUUUGAAAAUCGCUGAUAUGGGCUGUGCUAAAACGGUUGGCGAGUCGGAGUUUUCCGGCACACCGGCGUUUAUGGCGCCUGAAGUUGCUCGUGGUGAAGAACAGAGGUUUCCGGCUGACGUGUGGGCUUUGGGAUGUACGGUGAUGGAGAUGAUGACUGGAUCAAGCCCAUGGCCGGAGCUAAACGACGUCGUUGCUGCAAUGUAUAAGAUUGGAUUCUCUGGUGAGUCGCCGGAGAUUCCCGUGUGUGUAUCGGAGAAAGCUAAAGACUUUCUGAUGAGUUGUUUCAAGAAAGAUACAAAACAGAGAUGGACAGUGCACGAAUUGCUUAAACAUCCUUUUCUUGACAACGACGAUGAUAAAGAAUCUCAAUCUAGUGAGUGUCUGUGUCUGAAUAAGACUUCAUCUCCGAGCACUGUGUUGGAUAAACAUUUUUGGGAUUCAUGUGAAGUCUCGAAGUGUCAUUUAAUUUCGAUGGAUCAUGACAACCCUUUUGCUGGUUACUCGGAGUCUUGUGAUUCACCGGCUGAUCGGAUCGAGAAACUUGCCGGAGAUGAUAAUUCAAGUUUACCUGAUUGGGAUACGGAAGACGACGGCGGGUGGUACAAAGUGAGAGGCGAUGAACAUGAAGAAACCGAGGAACGCAACGGGGACCAGGACGUGAUUUGCGUUGAAGCAACGUCGUCGACUGAAGAAGUUGGGGAUUGGAAUUCGAAUCAAGACAGCUUGUUCUUGGAAUAUUCCUCUGACGACAUCAUUAAUAAUUUCUACUCUAAUGUUGCUAUUCAAGGAAAUUUUAUUGCUUUUUAUUAUUUUUGUCUUGAAGAUAAAAUAAAGAAUGUGUUUCGCACUACUACUACUAAUGAGAAUAAAAAAAACAUUUGUUUUUCAAACUGGUAG